Molecule: messenger RNA, 1016 nt
Organism: Punica granatum (pomegranate)
Lineage: Eukaryota; Viridiplantae; Streptophyta; Magnoliopsida; Myrtales; Lythraceae
Source: RefSeq, a predicted model, not a curated record
UCAAUGUCCUGGCCGGGUUUGAAAACAUUGCUCUCUCUCUCUCAAGCCCCACUGUAGCUUGGCUAGGGUUUUCAUUUGGGUCACAAUCAAUCCAUCCUCCACAGCUCGGCUUCCCGGAGACCUCCUCAGUGUGCGGCAUCUUGCUGAGAUUUCCAGCGGUGCAUUUAUAAAGAGGGGAGUGGACGAGGACGCCAUCUAAAGAGUAUAGAAGGAAGGGAGGACGGGAACUUGGGACCAGAAUCUGUUGAAAGCAAUGGUGAAUGUGCUCUUGAGGCCACUCUCGGCCACUCGAGUCCAUCUCCUCCGUCAAAAUGCGUUCCCAUCGGUGAUGUUUCAGACCAGCGCCGUCAGGAGCUACUGCUUUCUUGGUUGUCUAGGUCGACGGGUGAUGUUGCUGCCUGAACCCCACAAAAUGGAACAAUCUGCUGCUGGUUAUCAACUACGUUGUCAGCGUAAGCCAGAGAAUUUAGUUUCUUUAGGCCGCUCUUUUAGGUUCAGCAGCAUUCGAGCAGCUCAUGUUAAUGACCCUGGUUCUAUCGACUCCCCUCUCAUGCUGUCCAUGGAGCAAAAGAUCAAAGAACAGCUCAAUGCAGAAUCAGUUAGUGUAAAAGAUGCUUAUGGAGAUGGCCGGCAUGUCAGCAUUGAGGUGGUGGCAUCAUGCUUUGAUGGACAAUCUGCCGUGAAUAGGCAGAGGAUGGUGUAUAAAGCCAUUUGGGAGGAGCUUCAGAGCACCGUUCAUGCAGUUGACCAGAUGACCACAAGAACCCCGGCCGAAGUGGCAGCAGCGGCGGACAAAUAAUAGUAAAACUACUAUUUGUCAUUCAAAUAUUGUAAUUCUUUAACCUUUUCAUUUCAUUUUGAUGUCUCCUUCCUCUCCCCCAUCCCUCCCCCUCUCCCCACCCUGUUACUGUAUAAAACAGAAAGCAAACCUUUUAGUUUCCUGCCUUUCCCUAUACUGGUUCAUGCUUUGCUGUUUGUACCGUUACUCGGUCUCCAUUUUAGUAGUGCCUUCUCCA